ACUACUGUCAGUAGCCAUGUGACAAUAAGAUGAUAAUGAAGAACGAACUCUCAACAUUUAAAAGCCAAAGUCGAAGUUGCAGGUGGUUUUCUUAAGAAAAAACGAUGUCUCUCAUCUAAAACAUCAUGCAUCAACAGAAAAAGAUGCAACAAAUCAUGUCACUUAAUACAGAUGUUUUAAUAUUGCGGUAAUAUAUAAUUUAUGAUAUAGCAAAAUGGAAUUUUACUUAGGAUCCGAGGAUGCUAGUGACAAUAAUAAAAUGAUUAGAACCAUAGAAUGGGAUAUGAUGGACAAAACCAAGUUUUUUCCUCUGUCCAUGUUAAGUUCAUUUAGUGUCCGAUGUGCACUUUAUCCACUGACAUUAAUUAAGACUAGAUUACAAAUUCAAAAGCACAAUGACUUAUAUACAGGCAUGUUCGAUGCAUAUGGAAAAAUAUAUAAAUAUGAAGGAUUUAGUGGUCUCUAUAGGGGAUUCUGGGUUUCUUCAGUACAGAUAGUAAGUGGCGUUUUCUACAUCUCGACCUACGAAGGCGUACGGCAUAUACUACACCAAAAAAAUGUUCAUUCUAGUUUAAGGGCACUUAUUGCCGGAGGAUGUGCUUCAUUAGUAGGUCAAACCAUAAUAGUUCCAUUUGACGUCCUUAGUCAACACCUUAUGAUGAUCGGUGUCAACGGUAGGGGAGAACAGGAAUUUAAUCACUUAGGGAUGAAGACAAAACCGAAUCAAAGCAAAUUUUCGAUAACCAUUGAUGUAGCGAAACAUAUUUUCAAAAUGGAUGGCAUCGCCGGUUUUUACAGAGGCUAUUGGGCAAGUUUAUCGGCCUAUGUUCCGAAUUCAGCGUUAUGGUGGGGAUUUUAUCAUAUAUACCAAGACCAAUUAUACGUUUUGAUGCCAAGUUGGUUCUCUCACCUUUUGCUACAAAGUAUCUCAGGAACUUUAGGCGGAUUUACGACGACAAUUUUAACAAAUCCUUUAGAUGUAGUUAGGGCCAGAUUGCAAGUACAAAGAAUAGGAUCAAUGCGCACUGCAUUUAGAGACCUAUGGGUAGAAGAAGGAAUUCAUAUGUUUACCAAGGGACUAAGUGCAAGACUUAUCCAAUCAGCUACGUUUAGUUUUAGUAUAAUAAUUGGUUACGAAACUAUAAAAAGAAUAUCAGUAAACGAAGAAUAUAAACAGUUUGUUAAGUGGUGAUCGAAUUGUAAAUUAUAUUUUUAUCGUUGAAGGCAACCCCUUAGAGAUUUUAGAAAUAUAAAGCAAAAAUUUAAGGCACCGCAAGCUUGGAAUAAAUGUACGCUUACAUUGUUAACAGAGAAGUCAAAAACGAUUGUAAAAACAAUAAAAUUUUAAACACGU
Diabrotica balteata is the source of this 1354-nucleotide messenger RNA. NCBI's taxonomy places the organism in Eukaryota, Metazoa, Arthropoda, Insecta, Coleoptera, Chrysomelidae. The record is from the annotation of a GenBank genome assembly.